Eucalyptus grandis is the source of this 2882-nucleotide messenger RNA. RefSeq names its product cation/H(+) antiporter 18. The record is from RefSeq and is a predicted model, not a curated record. Bases 250 to 2664 code for a protein of 804 amino acids. Gene Ontology annotation, biological process: proton transmembrane transport; regulation of pH. Gene Ontology annotation, cellular component: membrane; endomembrane system. Gene Ontology annotation, molecular function: antiporter activity. Lineage: Eukaryota; Viridiplantae; Streptophyta; Magnoliopsida; Myrtales; Myrtaceae. The transcript has 4 exons.
CUCCUCCAUUCAUAUCCACUCCCCUUUCUGCGCACUGCUAUAACUCCGCCAAGAUUCCGCCAUUACUAUACACAGUAGCACCUGAAACGGAGCGCCUAUAGUGAUCUACUGGUAGCGUCCUUUCGCCCAGAGUAGAAAACACACGACCCGCGAAAGGCACCGCGAAGCUUCGUCCGACUGAUCCAGUGAGACUUCGAGUGGGUAAGAGAGAGGGAGAGAGAGAUCGGCGACGGCGGAGGGCCGGGGGCGAUGGCGACGACGAACGGGACGAACGCGACCUCGUGUCCGGCGGCGAUGAAGGCCACCUCGAACGGGGUGUUCCAAGGCGACAACCCACUGGACUUCGCCCUUCCGCUGGCGAUACUGCAGAUAUGCCUCGUCGUCUUGGUCACUCGCUUCCUGGCUUUCCUCCUCAGGCCGCUCAGGCAACCUCGCGUCAUUGCUGAGAUCGUGGGAGGGAUACUGCUCGGGCCCUCGGCGCUGGGUCGGAAUCACCACUAUCUGCAGAGGAUCUUCCCGGCGAGAAGCCUCACGGUGUUGGACACUCUGGCCAACCUGGGCCUCCUCUUCUUCCUCUUCCUCGUGGGCCUCGAGCUCGACCCGAGCUCGCUCCGCCGGACAGGCAAGAAAGCCCUGAGCAUUGCGGCUGCUGGGAUUAGCCUCCCCUUUGCAAUGGGAAUUGGCACGUCUUUCGUCCUCCGGGGGACGAUUUCCAAAUCGGUGGAUGGACCGCCCUUUCUUGUGUUCAUGGGCGUCGCGCUUUCCAUCACGGCGUUCCCGGUUCUGGCACGUAUCCUGGCUGAACUCAAGCUUCUGACCACCGACGUUGGCCGGAUGGCCAUGUCGGCAGCUGCCGUCAACGAUGUAGCUGCCUGGGUUCUACUUGCCCUGGCUAUUUCACUUUCAGGAACCGGCCGUUCUCCUCUUGUUUCUCUAUGGGUUUUCUUGUGCGGCAUCGCUUUCGUUGUCGGCUGCAUAUUCUUAGUCCCACCUAUUUUCAGGUGGAUGGCGAAGCGAUGCCCCGAGGGUGAGCCAGUCGACGAGAUGUAUGUAUGCGCUACCUUGGCAGGUGUUUUAGCCGCAGGUUUCGCGACUGAUGCUAUUGGCAUUCACGCCCUUUUCGGCGCUUUCGUCAUCGGAGUUCUUGUCCCGAAAGAGGGGCCAUUUGCUGUAGCCCUCGUCGAGAAAGUUGAGGACCUCAUUUCGGGCCUGUUCCUUCCGCUCUACUUCGUAUCGAGUGGUUUGAAGACGGACAUAGCGGCGAUCCGGGGCGCUCAGUCCUGGGGUCUCCUUGUUCUGGUUAUAUGCACGGCCUGUUUCGGGAAGAUCGUGGGCACAUUGGCUGCGACCCUUGCGUUCAAAGUCCCCUUUAAGGAGGCUCUAGCUCUGGGGUUCCUGAUGAACACUAAAGGAUUGGUGGAGCUCAUCGUCCUCAAUAUCGGAAAAGACAGGAAGGUGCUGAAUGAUCAAACGUUCGCCAUCAUGGUCCUGAUGGCCGUGUUCACGACCUUCAUCACGACGCCCCUAGUGGUGGCGGUAUACAAGCCUGCGCAGAUGAAAAGCAAAGGCACUUACAAGCACAGAAAGACUGAGAGGAAAAAUCCCGAGUCGCAGCUCCGUAUCUUGGCCUGCUUUCACAGCAUCAAGAAUAUCCCUACGUUCAUCAACCUCAUCGAGGCCUCGCGCGGCACAGAGAAGAGGGAAGGGCUCUGCGUCUAUGCCAUGCACCUCAUGGAGCUCUCCGAGAGGUCGUCUGCGAUUCUCAUGGUUCACAAGGCGCGGAAGAAUGGCCUUCCCUUCUGGAACAAGGGGCAGGACCCUGAUAACCAGAUCGUCGUGGCUUUUGAGGCUUUCCGGCAGCUCAGCCAUGUGUUGAUCCGGCCAAUGACUGCGAUUUCCCCGAUGUCCACCAUACAUGAGGAUAUCUGCGCCAGUGCCGAGAGGAAAAGGGCAGCCAUCAUAAUCCUGCCUUUCCACAAGCACCAGAGGCUCGAUGGGGUGAUGGAGACAACAAGGACCGAGUUUCGGUUCGUCAACAAGAAGGUUCUCGAGCACGCUCCAUGCUCGGUCGGGAUCUUAGUGGACCGCGGGCUUGGAGGAGGCUCCCACGUGCCCGCAAGCGAUGUUUCCUCGACCAUCACUGUCCUGUUCUUUGGGGGCCAAGAUGAUUGUGAAGCUCUGGCUUAUGGCAAGCGUAUGGCAGAGCAUCCUGGGAUUAGUCUAUCGGUGGUCUCGUUCGUCGUGAACCCUGAGAUUGCUGGGGAAAUUGUCGGAGUCGGCAUCAAUGACGAGGCUUCUUCCCACACUAAGUCAAUGUCAGGGGAUCAGUUGUUCCUCACUGAAUUCAAGAAUCCGGAUGCGGAUUCUAUUAAGUAUGAAGAGAGACAAGUAAAAACUCCAGGAGAAGCCAUUGACGUGAUCAAGGAAUUUAGCCGCUGCAAUCUGUUUUUGGUCGGUCGGAGGCCGGAGGGCCAGAUAGCUGCGGCGAUGGACACAAAGAGCGAGACCCCAGAGCUGGGGCCAGUCGGUAGCUUACUGUCUUCAUCGGAGUUCACCACGGCCUCGGUGUUGGUGGUUCAGCAAUAUGCAGGAGGGAUUUCUCUCGACUCGGAGUCAGUGGAGCAUGUCGGAUCGGGGCGGGGCGAAGAGUCGGAAGCCAAUUGAUUCGGUCAGGUUGUCCAUAAACUGGUGCUGAACGCGAUGUGGACGUGUAAUAAGAGGUGAUGAAAAAUUAGUAGCAAAGUUCGAACUGAUCGGUUUCAUUCUGUAUGUCUUCUGGUGAUCAAUUACCUUCAUAGUUGCUGAGGUGGAUAGCUGUAGUAUCGAAAUCCUUGCAUUCUGUGAGCUAUGAUUGCCUGCCAAAUUUGUGAAGUUUUCUUUUA